Molecule: messenger RNA, 1657 nt
Organism: Capsella rubella
Lineage: Eukaryota; Viridiplantae; Streptophyta; Magnoliopsida; Brassicales; Brassicaceae
Product: putative aminoacrylate hydrolase RutD
Exons: 11
Coding region: 107-1297 (396 amino acids)
Molecular function (GO): catalytic activity
Source: RefSeq, a predicted model, not a curated record
AUCUCUUCCUAUAGAAAAGUCCUUACCUUUCUUCUUCUCUUCUCCUCUUCUCUUUUUCCCGGUUAUUCGAUUCCGAUUCCAGAAUUUUGAGAAAGAAAGAAAAGAGAUGCCUUUUUGCGAGGUGGUGAAAGAAGACGUCGGCCCAGAGACGACGCUUAACAAUGCCGCCGUUAAGAUCUUUUACAGAACGUAUGGUCAUGGUCCUGUCAAAGCUCUUCUCAUCAUAGGUUUAGCUGGAACCCAUGAAUCAUGGGGUCCUCAAAUCAAGGGAUUGACGGGGAAAGAUAAACCCAAUGAAGACGACGACGACGACGAAAUCGUCUCCGAUGAUGAUUCAGGCAUCGAGGUUUGUGCUUUCGAUAAUCGUGGUAUGGGUCGAAGCUCUGUACCCACCCAUAAAUCCGAGUACACAACAACGAUAAUGGCAAAGGAUGCAAUUAGUUUGUUAGACCAUUUGGGUUGGAAGAGAGCUCACAUAGUUGGCCAUUCUAUGGGAGCAAUGAUCGCUUGCAAGUUAGCUGCUUUGGUGCCGGAACGGGUUCUUUCUUUGGCGCUGCUUAAUGUUACAGGUGGAGGUUUCGAGUGUUUCCCGAAGUUUGACCGGCAAACAAUUUCCAUUGCGAUACGUUUUUAUAAGGCAAAGACCCCUCAACAAAGGGCAGCUGUUGAUUUGGACACACAUUAUUCAAAGGAUUACCUAGAAGAAUCCGUAGGAACUAGCACAAGAAGGGAAAUUUUAUAUGAGCAAUAUGUAAAGGGAAUAUCAGAAACUGGAAUGCAGUCCAAAUACGGGUUUGAUGGCCAACUUAAUGCUUGUUGGUUACACAAAAUCACAAAACCAGAGAUCGAACUAAUCCGCUCGGCUGGAUUUCUUGUCUCAGUCAUUCAUGGAAGACAUGAUGUGAUUGCUCAGAUAUGUUACGCAAGAAGAUUGGCUCAAAGGCUAUAUCCCGUCGCUAAAAUGGUGGAUCUUCAUGGAGGCCAUCUUGUAAGCCACGAGAGAACAGAAGAGGUUAAUAAAUCUCUUCUCGAGUUAAUCAAGGCAGCAGAAAUGAAGAAAAAACCAACUGAUUGGACUAACCUCACCAUGGAAAACCCAGGUUACUUCAAGAGGCGACUAACAUUGAUUAGAAGCUCAUCAGAAAGCAAGAAUGCCGUCUCUCCUGGAUAUUUCAUACUGGAAAAGUUCAAUCGCUGUCUACUUUUCCUCUUCGGACUUCUGGUUUUGGCAUUUGAGUAUGCAAGAAAAGCUUUCAGGAUCGUAAAACCUGUCAAAGUUGGACCUUCUCUCACAUAACAAAAACCCUUCUCUUCAAUUUGUCGACCAAAUUUUCAUACAAGCAAUGAGGCAGUUCUUCAAUGAACAAGCUGAUGAAAACAUGAAAGCUUAAAGAUAUUCUUGCUGCAAACAGAGGCUAAGAGAAGAAGACACUGCUUUUACAUGGAAGAGAUAAUACAAACCUGUUCAUAUAUACGCACCUGUAGAGAAUCAUUACAACGUCACUCCAUGACAAACAUUAUUCCACGAAUGUAAUAUGUAAAAGAUAAAACAUCAAAAUCUCAGUUGAGGCAUACGUGUUUUUGUGUACCUAUAUGAGAACACACCUGUUUCUCAAAGUUUCUGCAUAUAAAUAAGAAUUACAAGAGUCCUAUACAA